AAUGUGAGAUGUAAAUCAAAAAGAUGCUCCUAGUAUUCAGCCAGAUUUUGAAGCAAAAGAUGAUUCCCAACUCGUUGUCAAGGGAGAAUUCCAAAGAAGCGAUAAUAAGGAAAAGUCCACAGAUAGUGAAGAUAGUAAGCAAAAGCCAAGAAAGCUCAAGGGAGGAAAAUUUGAAGUCAAUGGCAAAUUCUAUAAUACUGGCCGCUGGACUCAGCAAGAACAUUCACUCUUUAUGAAGGGAAUAGAACUUUAUGGAAAGGAUUGGAAAAAGGUCCAACAGUUGGUGGGGACUAGGACAAGCGCUCAGUCUAGGUCUCAUGCCCAGAAAGUUCUCCCCAAGAUUAUGGACCAAACCCAAAAUAAUACAAACUUUGCCGCUCCAUUAUCACCAAAUAAAAAGAACGAAAAUGCCCUUGCUUGUACUGAAGCUAUGGUAGAAAAAGCUAGUAGCAGCGAAAUUCCUGAGAAAGAAUCGAUUAUAAAAAGUUCAGAGAGCACGGAGAAAAGAAAGUUUUCAGAAAUAGCUUCCUCUGAGAUUAAGCCAGAAAACAAGGCCCAAAAAUAGCCAAAUUGAGCUAAUUGAAAGACCCGUGAAAAGAAGAUGCACCAUCGAUAUUUCCUCCGCUCAAGACCCCCGUGACCUGCUGAUCGAAGAUGAUGAAGUGAGUCUAAAACUCUUGAGAAAGCUGACGACUCCUCAAAAACCAAUCAAAAAGCACUCAUUCUGUUACCCCCUUAACGACUUGGUAGGCUUCAAGCUAGACUUCAACUCAGACAUUGACUCUGUUUGAGAGGAAGACCUUGGGCAAGGCGAUGAGCUCUUCGGCAGGGAUAAUGACAAUAAGUUCUUUUAACCUUGUCAAUAAAAAUUAGCGACAAUUCAAUGUUAUAGAGUA
Moneuplotes crassus is the source of this 896-nucleotide messenger RNA. The record is from the annotation of a GenBank genome assembly. Lineage: Eukaryota; Ciliophora; Spirotrichea; Euplotida; Euplotidae.